This is a messenger RNA of Dama dama (fallow deer), 7883 nucleotides long. It is a transcript of the gene KCNQ2, whose product is annotated as potassium voltage-gated channel subfamily Q member 2. Gene Ontology annotation, cellular component: membrane. Bases 1 to 2676 code for a protein of 891 amino acids. Gene Ontology annotation, biological process: potassium ion transport; transmembrane transport. Gene Ontology annotation, molecular function: voltage-gated potassium channel activity. The transcript is spliced from 17 exons. The record is from RefSeq and is a predicted model, not a curated record. Lineage: Eukaryota; Metazoa; Chordata; Mammalia; Artiodactyla; Cervidae.
AUGGUGCAGAAGUCGCGUAACGGCGGCGUGUACCCUGGCCCGAGCGGGGAGAAGAAGCUCAAGGUGGGCUUCGUGGGGCUGGACCCCGGCGCGCCCGACUCCACCCGGGACGGCGCGCUGCUCAUCGCCGGCUCCGAGGCCCCCAAGCGCGGCAGCAUCCUGAGCAAGCCGCGUGCGGGUGGCGCGGGCGCCGGGAAGCCCCCCAAGCGCAACGCCUUCUACCGCAAGCUGCAAAAUUUCCUCUACAACGUGCUGGAGCGGCCGCGCGGCUGGGCGUUCAUCUACCACGCCUACGUGUUCCUGCUGGUCUUCUCCUGUCUCGUGCUGUCCGUGUUCUCCACCAUCAAGGAGUACGAGAAGAGCUCUGAGGGCGCGCUCUACAUCCUGGAAAUCGUGACCAUUGUGGUGUUCGGUGUGGAGUACUUCGUGCGGAUCUGGGCUGCGGGUUGCUGCUGUCGGUAUCGCGGCUGGAGAGGGCGGCUCAAGUUUGCCCGGAAGCCCUUCUGUGUGAUUGACAUCAUGGUGCUCAUCGCGUCCAUCGCCGUGCUGGCUGCUGGUUCCCAGGGCAAUGUGUUCGCCACAUCGGCGCUCCGGAGCCUGCGCUUCCUGCAGAUCCUGCGCAUGAUCCGAAUGGACCGGCGGGGCGGCACCUGGAAGCUGCUGGGCUCCGUGGUCUACGCGCACAGCAAGGAAUUGGUCACUGCCUGGUACAUCGGCUUCCUCUGCCUCAUCCUGGCCUCAUUUCUGGUGUACUUGGCGGAGAAGGGGGAGAACGAUCACUUUGAUACCUACGCGGAUGCACUCUGGUGGGGCCUGAUCACCCUGACAACCAUUGGCUAUGGGGACAAGUACCCCCAGACCUGGAACGGGAGGCUCCUGGCAGCAACCUUCACCCUCAUCGGUGUCUCCUUCUUUGCUCUUCCUGCCGGCAUUUUGGGGUCUGGCUUUGCACUGAAAGUUCAAGAGCAGCACCGUCAGAAGCACUUUGAGAAGAGGCGGAACCCUGCAGCAGGUCUGAUCCAGUCCGCCUGGAGGUUCUAUGCCACCAACUUGUCACGCACGGACCUGCACUCCACGUGGCAGUACUACGAGCGCACGGUGACCGUCCCCAUGUACAGCUCGCAAACUCAAACCUACGGGGCCUCCAGACUGAUCCCGCCACUCAACCAGCUGGAGCUGCUGCGGAACCUCAAGAGCAAGUCUGGACUUACCUUCAGGAAGGAGCCUCAGCCGGAGCCAUCUCCCAGUCAGAAGGUCAGUUUGAAAGACCGUGUCUUCUCCAGCCCCCGCGGCGUGGCUGCCAAGGGCAAGGGGUCCCCUCAGGCCCAGACCGUCCGCCGGUCACCCAGCGCCGACCAGAGCCUAGAGGACAGUCCAAGCAAGGUGCCCAAGAGCUGGAGCUUCGGGGAACGUGGCCGUGCCCGGCAGGCAUUCCGGGCCAGGGGUGCUGCUUCGCGGCAGAACUCGGAAGAAGCAAGUCUCCCAGGGGAGGACAUCGUGGACGACAAUAAGAGCUGCAACUGCGAGUUUGUGACAGAGGAUCUGACCCCAGGCCUCAAAGUCAGCAUUCGGGCCGUGUGUGUUAUGCGGUUCCUGGUGUCCAAGCGGAAGUUCAAGGAGAGCCUGCGGCCCUAUGACGUGAUGGAUGUGAUUGAGCAGUACUCAGCUGGCCACCUAGACAUGCUGUCCCGCAUCAAAAACCUGCAGUCCAGGAUAGAUAUGAUUGUGGGCCCCCCACCCCCUUCAACUCCCCGGCACAAGAAGUACCCCAGCAAAGGACCCACGGCCCCUCCGAGAGAGUCACCCCAGUACUCACCUAGAGUGGACCAGAUCGUGGGGCGUGGCCCAGCGAUGGCGGACAAAGACCGAGGCAAGGGCCCGGCGGAGGCGGAGCUGCCAGAGGACCCCAGCAUGAUGGGGAGGCUGGGGAAGGUGGAGAAGCAGGUCCUGUCCAUGGAGAAGAAGCUGGAUUUCCUGGUGAACAUCUACAUGCAGCGCAUGGGUGUCCCCCCGACGGAAACUGAGGCCUACUUUGGGGCCAAGGAGCCAGAGCCAGCGCCACCAUACCACAGCCCUGAGGACAGCCGGGACCACGGUGGCCGGAGUGGCUGCAUCAUCAAGCUCGUCCGUUCCACCAGCUCCGUGGGCCAGAAGAACUUUGCGGCGCCCCCACCUGCACCCCCUGCCCAGUGCCCACCCUCCACCUCGUGGCAGCAGCAGUGCCACCCCCGCCCAGGCCACGGCACCUCGCCCGUGGGGGACCACAGCUCGCUCGUACGCAUCCCGCCGCCACCCGCCCACGAGCGGUCCCUGUCCGCUUACAGCGGGGGCCACCGGGCCAGCACAGAGUUCCUGAGGCCGGAGGAUGCCCCGGCCUGCAGGCCCCACGAGGGCGCACUGAGGGACAGUGACACAUCCAUCUCCAUUCCAUCCGUGGACCACGAGGAGCUGGAGCGCUCUUUCAGUGGCUUCAGCAUCUCCCAGUCCAAGGAGAACCUGGAUGCCCUCAACAGCUGCUACGCGGCGGUCGCUCCGUGUGCCAAAGUCAGGCCCUACAUCGCGGAGGGCGAGUCGGACACGGACUCGGACCUCUGCACCCCGUGCGGGCCCCCACCACGCUCCGCGACGGGCGAGGGCCCUUUUGGUGAUAUGGGCUGGGCCGGGCCCCGGAAAUGAGGCCACCCACUAGCCUCCCCCUGACUCCUGGCCUCCUGGUCUUGAGGCAGAUGCUCUGGGGCCCUUUUCUUAGAGCAAGGCAGUAGGGGUGCCUGUGCAGGGUGGCAGGCAGGCGUGGCCCUCAGUCUCUCGCACUGAAGGCUGGCAGGAAUUCUUUUCCAGCAAGGGGCAGCCCGGCUGGCCGUGCCCACUUGGCAGACUCUGCAGACCAUUGGCUUGGGCAUGACAGAGGCCGGGGUCGAGGCUGAGGACAGGCACCCGGUGGCCAGGUGGAGGCUUGGGUGGGGGCAGGGUGGCAGCGAGGGGCAGAUCUGCCUCGUGAGGAUCAGCAGCUUUGAGGCCCAGGGCGUGUGGCUUGUCUCUGCCCCCAUUCCUGUCCUGCCCCAUCAUCCUGGGUACCACCCGCAGCUGCUGGUCAGUGUCACCACCUUCCCCCUGGUUCCGAGCAUCCUGUGACAGGAGCCAGCCCCACGUUCAGGACUCUGGCCUGAAGGGGGCGUGGGGGCGAGGCUCGGGACCCCCUCCAGAACAGAAUGGCCUCUGACCUCCUGAACUUGAUUCCUGUGGGGAGGGACGGGCUCCAUAGGCUCCUGGAGGAGACCCUUGGGGGCUCCCUUCCAGACCUGGAAGCUGGAGGGGUGUCCCCUGUGUCCUCUUCCCUCUCCCCUGGCUGGGCGCUGGUCACCACGCUGUGGCCAGCACUGUGACAUGGACCGGCCUGUGGGAAUGUGUGCUGAGUGGCUAGGGGGCUCCCUGGCUGGGCUCGUGCUCUGGGGUCCUAACCGGGCUGGUUGUGGUGAGUUGAUUUGCUCACUGUCCUCCAGGGACCCUGCUUCACCUGUCCCCCAUCAGCCCCCCAACAGGACCCCAGCUGGACGAUGCUGCGGCUGAUGGGAAAACCCUUCAGUAGAGUCCUGCCCCGCACUGUCCAGAGAUGAAGGAGCUGCCUUGUAGGUGGUCUCCUGUCCCUCCUAGGCUGACCAUCCCCUGCACUCUUCUCACUGACCAGCCCUUGAUUGUGACCGCUGGGUGUCUUGGGAUCAGAGAUGCCUGUUCCCACCCUGGGCCCUGGGAAACAGUGGUGCCCAUCCUUCUCAUCUUGGGCCUGAGGAGCAGUCGCUUUGAGCCAGGAGUCCAACCCCAGGAGGCAGAGUGGACCCCAUCCUGGGCCCCCAGCUGUCAGUGUGCAGAGGCAUCUGGCAUUUGGGGUGACAGGACAGCAAGCCUGGACACCUAGUGUCCACUGAGGCAGUGACCUUCCUGUGCACCAGGGUUGGGUCCGCAAAGCCUACCAAGUAGCGACUUCCCCUGAAAUACCAGGUCCAGGGAGAGCCUGAGCUGUCUCCUCAGGACGCUUCCAUCCAUCCUGGUCAGUGAGAGACUCUGCUUGCUCUCUGGGAAGGACUUUGAAAGCAGCGUCCGAGGGUCGAAUGCCCCUGGCUGUUGGGGUCCUGGCCCUCUGAGAUCCCUGGGGAGCAGUGUCUACUAUAGCCCCUGUGCAUUCCCCCCCUUCACCAGGACCCCCCAGGUCCCCACCACGUGCACCUGUCUGCUAGCCCAGUGCAGGAGGACCUGAGCUCGGAGUCAGAACCGUGGUCUGUGUUCAGGGCCAAGGCACAAGGAUGCCCCACCCCCAGUCUCCAGGGAGGGGUUGGCUGUGGAAUCUUCCAUGUGGCCUUGGGCGGGGGGUGCCUCUUUGGCUCCCUCCACCCAGCGUGUCUGCUCUGUGCCCCCUUGGUGUUCUCCCCCUCAGACCUUCAGUGGUGAGCAAAGCUCCUCCUUAGUGUUGGCUGUGUGAAGAGGCCCUGGCAAGUAGCAGCUCCUCUGGGUGAGGGUAGAGCCCCCCUUUGCCCCCCAUCUUGGGAGAGAGAGGCCCCAGCUGGAGGCCCCCAACAAGGCAUGAGCAGGCCAGCCCCUGGACCAAGUGUAUCCACAGCUGCUCCAGCCCCAGCUGUUGCUGUCCGGCUCUGGGAGGGUUCGAUUUGGGUUGCCAGCAGCAAGGACCCACCCCUGUCGGAUCUUGGCCUGCGUGGGCCCCUGGCCUGCUAGGAGAGGCCUUUUGCCCCUGGAGAGAGGUGCAUGUCCUGUCACUUGCAUGCCCUGUGUUAUGGGUCCCUGGUGACAAGAGGGGCUGGCUUGGUCCGCAGAGCUGCUGAGCCAGAUGCUGGCACCAAGGUCACUACUGGGAGGGCCUCCAAGGUUGCAGAAGGAGGGGUUGAGGCCCAACUCUCCACGUGCUGUGCUCAGCAAGGAGUCUGUGAUGCCUCCUCCAUGAAAUCCUGCCCCUCCCCCCGGUCUCUGCUUGGGGGGCCAUUUUGGGGUGCGGUUUUAGGAGAUGAUGGGGUAGAGCCUCCUUCUUAGGGGUCCGAGCAACAUGUGUUCAUUUGUGUCCAUCUGCUGCCCCAGGGCCCCCACCUUCAGGAGCUGUGGCAGGAGAGUGCUUGGCACUCUGGGGACGUCGGUGCACUUCCUGGGUGACCCGUGGCUGUGGGGCCACCCUGUCCCACCGCACGUGUGGUAGGCGCUUCCCAAGAGAAGCAUCUCAGUUACCUGAUCACGUGGCUCCCUCAGCCCUGCACAUGCCUGUGCUCACACCCUGCCUGCAGACAUAUAGCACAUACACACUCAUGCAUACACACCCACAGGUACACGCACAGCACCUGCACACAGAGUCACAUGCAUUCUCACCCAGACACACCAGAGUGCACACACUUACCCAUGUGUGCACAAUCAUACACACCAUGUGCACACACCCAUGCUCACAUACUCACACACCCAUGUGCACACACGCUUACCCACACAUGCACAGACGCCUUGUCUGCUUCAAUCCAUAGGAAUCAGCAAGUUCGGGAGUGUAGACCGUCCUGGGACAUUGACCCUGGGUGGGGUUCCCGCUCUUCUGGCCUCUGGGCAGCACCUCAGGGGGAUCCCCAGAGCCCAGGGAGGUUCCCACCUACCCUCUUCCUCCUCCUCAGCUGCCCCGGAGGCUGUCCAGAUGCCAGGAUGGCCUAGGCUGGGCCAGGGAGGUCUUGGUGUCUGUGGGCAUCCAGCUGCAAUGUGGGGGCUCUGAUGGCUCCUUUUGCCCUCCUGAACCAUGCGGCCCAGCCUCAGGACCCUCUCCCUUUUCUGCCCCACACCCCCUGUUCUGUGACAGCAUGAGCCGUGGCCACCGUGGAGGAUGAAGGAACCCAGCCAGAGGGCAGGGGACUCCCUCCGGUGCCUCCCUGCCGGGCCCCUCCUUCUGGGAGACCACAGCACCCUCGCGGGAGCACCACCCUCCUUUGGGGGGAUUUGCCAGGGAGUCCACCCCAUGAGGAGAGCCAGUCACUGCCCUCUAAUUAACACUCUCAACUGGAGCGGUCACCAGACAGCAGCUCUGCACAGCUUUCACACGUGGUUUUUAACUUCUCCCUUCCCUAGGCUGGGGCACCCUGGUGGUCAUGGGCCUAAGGUGUCAACAUGGGACGGGGGAGGUGUCCUCUUGUCUGCUAUGCCGUGUACCUGCUGUUUGUGGACAGAACGUGGCCCUGGGACAUUGCUGAUGCUUCUGAAGCCCCGGGGAUGGGAGCUGCAGACAGGCCUUAGUAAGAGUGCUCGUGUUAAUUCCCAUGCUCCCCCGACGUCAAGACCACGCCAGGCGCUGGUGGAGGCAUCGGCCUGGAUUUCCUGCGGCAAAGUCAACAUUGGUUCCGCACCCAAGUCUCCAGAAUACAUGUCUGUGAAGAGGGCUGGUCCAGCAGGGAGGCCCCACCUGGAGGGUUCAGGGCACCCUGCCCGCAGUGGGGUGGGGAGUUCUGAGCCGCAGGGUGCCUCCAUGACCCCCAGUACACACGGCUCCAAAUUAUACACUCUUCCUCAUGUGCACUGCCCUGCAUGGUCUUCAGCUGCCCUGGGCAGUGAUGUGGACAGUCCUGCCCUCUGUGACCCCUGAGCAGAACUCCAGGCUGCCUGCUUGUGUGGAUGGAUGUUCGGCCCCGCAGGGCCGGGCUACUUGCUUUUAGCGCCCAGGGGAGCCCCAGGCUCCCUGAGUCGGAUGCCCAGUGGAGCUGUGCACUUAUCCCAGGCCAGCUGCUUCCUGUGUUCCUGCCCCCAGGGCGGUUCCACUUGGGCCUUUACCAAGUACUAAGUGGGAGAGAUGAUCGGGGAGCUUCCUGGAGGAGGUGAUGUGCUAGGAUCAGGGGCUUAUGCCUAUCCUCUGUCCAAGGGCCCUAGAAAGCUGGCUGCCCAGGGCAGGACACUAGCCCCUGGAGCUUCACAAGUGGGGCACACAGCUUGCUGGCUUCUGUUGACUUGUGAGGAUGGAGGCAGAUGUGGAGGGCAUUCUGGAGGGAGGAGAAUGCCCCUUCCUCCUAGGAAGGAGGUAGGGAGCUUGAAAAAAAUGCUUGCGGGAGGAGAGACCCCUCUGUCUUGAGGAGGAGUUGGGUGGCUCUUGUCUUGGAUAUUUGCAUGGGUCCCCUUGCCUGAUAGAGGUAUGGCUGGAUGGCCCUGUCUGGAGAGCCCCUCAGUAUAGGCAGAUCAGGCACCGAGAGAGGCGGGGACCCUCCUGGGGGACAGCGCUCGGUCCUGGGGUUUCUGGGCAGGCGUGUGGACUUUGCUGAACGCUGCACGUCCAGCUCUGACUGAGUUUCAUAAAGUUGUUGCCUUAAUGCACGUUGACAAAAAUUCACCGUGGUCACCCCCUGCCCGCUUGGCCUCUGCCAGGCACCAACCUGCAACCCCGCCGCCUCCUCCAUCCAGGGUCUGCGGGCCCAGGUCUGCAGCAAGUACAGAGGGUAGGGGACCUCACGGCAUGGUUCCUGUGGGGCUCUGCCUACCCGCCCACCUGGGGACCCCACCCUCAUCCCAUGCCGUCCGAAGGCGGCCCUGGCCCCAGCCCCAGCCCCGUCUGCGCUGUUGUCUUGGCUGUCUUUGCACUUUUGUUCAUGUUCAUGCUCCAAAGAAUAUGUCAUGAUGCCUUCAGUGCUGAUGAGCACCGUCGCGCCCGCGCCCCUGCAGCACAGCCGGGCCUCUGCUCCUGGACCUGUCACCCCUGUGACAGGUGACCUGCGUGCCGUCCAUUUUCCAGGGACAGACGCCCAGGGAAAGAAUCUAGUUUUCUACAGACCAGCUGAGACUCACUGACUGCACUCACUGUCAGGCUGACAAGUGUGCCACCCCGAGGGCCCAGCGCAGGCUGCCUGGGGACGGCGGGUGCGGGAUCUGGUGAC